Molecule: messenger RNA, 9952 nt
Organism: Numida meleagris (helmeted guineafowl)
Lineage: Eukaryota; Metazoa; Chordata; Aves; Galliformes; Numididae
Product: claudin-8-like
Exons: 1
Coding region: 5831-6499 (222 amino acids)
Biological process (GO): bicellular tight junction assembly; cell adhesion
Cellular component (GO): plasma membrane; bicellular tight junction
Molecular function (GO): structural molecule activity
Source: RefSeq, a predicted model, not a curated record
UCCCUUCCCUUCCCUUCCCUUCCCUUCCCUUCCCUUCCCUUCCCUUCCCUUCCCACCUGUCCAUUUCUCACCCCUUGCAGGCAGUAAGCUGUCACUGUACAGAGACUCCUCAGCCCCAGGGAGAUGUAUAAGUGUGCAAAAUUGCAGUGACAGGGGUGCAUCCUUGGGGCUGCAAUGGUUCACAGUGCUGGAGAGGAUGUUCUGAGAUCAUGUGACAAAAAUCAAUCACUUCCUGCAAAAUACUCCUGCUUUGGCCUUUGUGCCAGUACAAAUCCAAAGUCAUUUAUGGCUUCUAGGAAGAGUGAGUGCAGGGGCAGCUGGUUGGCUAGGCAGAGCUUUACUUCUGCUCUGCAUUCCCUUCUCUCCCUCUGUUUGAAGAGGAACUGAGCUAAACUGAGACAUGAGCUGUGCCAGCUAUGCAGACCCAACAGGCAGGAUUGUGCUGCUCUUUCCCAGGGGACACUCAGCUUGCCAGUUGUGGAAAGUCAACCAGGAUGUUCCACAAAAGAGGUGAAUCCCUUGGGAAGCCUCAUAAGGGGGAAGUCAUGGGAACACCACAGAUGUUUGAUAAAGGACUCUGGAUUUGGGGAGAGAGAGAAAGGAGCGAGAGUGGGAGUAUAGGGUGAUGAUGCUGUGGGCUGAGAUGUUAGGUCAGGUGCUGUCGCUGGGCACAAGGUUGGGGCUGGAUAUGGUGGAACUUGUUGUGCUAGGGUUUGUUUUGUAAGGUGGACAUUAACAAUGUACUUAUUUACAUUCCGGAGGCAGGGUUUUUGAGAGGGCAAAAAGUGAGGGUUAUAUACGCAUGGGAGGACUGUCCUGUAUAUUCUGUACAGGGAGAAGCCCAAAUCAUAAUGGAGGAACAUGGAACAAAAAGUCCUAUGCUUAAAAAUUUGAGACUUGUUUACUUUGCUGCAUCUCUUAGUUACUGGAAACCCAGUUCAAAGAUGUAUUAUGAAGCAAUCUUUCUUGGGAUUCUAAAGUGAGAGCUUGUUUGUAACUGUAUCAGGUAGUCUCAUAAAAGCUACUACCUCUUUCUGCAAGCCUUGCCUUUCGUCUAUCUUUAGGCCAUCGCUGUCAUAAUAUAACUUAUCCUUCUCUUUUAUUCCAUCAGAAUAAAUCAUUUAAAUAAAGGAGGUCCCCUGCACUGCAUCGAGUAAUAGCCUAACUGUACACCCUGCUGCUAACCCUUAUGAAAACAAUCAAUACUGCCUUGGGAAUUUGCCACUGUUAUAUUUCCAACAGUCUGAUGUCAACUAAGCAAUAAAAUGCCCCCCAGAUAUUUUCUAGAGGAUUGCUUUGAGGUCCUGUCAUUAAGCAGCACAGAAAGAUUGCAUAUUUUCUGGCAUGUUCUAUUUCUCUCAGGAUGGCUGCUCCCUGCACAUAACCAUUGAGGUGACAAAUAUCUUGUAAAGCCUGGAGCAGUUUAGAUGGAUUAAAUACUCAAAGGAGUAUUUAAUAUUUUAUUACUGAAGGGUUUUAUUAUACAGAACUCAAGUUCAUUCAUGGCGUCCAGGAGUCAGGCUUCCUCAGACACAGAAUAUCAUUAAGACUUUGGCACUUCUGCCAGGCUGUGAAUUUCAGGCAUGUUGAGGAAGAUGAACAAAACCAAACAGUUUUCUUUUCAAUUCAGCUGUCAGUCAUGGAGUGCCUCAAAGCUAGAGUUAGAGGUUGGCACUCCAAGUACAGUGCCGGUCAUGUGUCUGGAGGAAAUCCCUCCCCAAGCUACACCAAUCAGAUGUUCCUCUCACUGCAGAAUGUGCCACUCUUGAUGAGAGUGGGAAUGAGAUGUGCCUUCAGCUUUUAGUGGAUGUGCAGGAAGCGUUAUUAAAGCUAGUACUUAUUGGAAGGGCUCUAUUGCCUUCAGUCCAUUACAUUAAAACAGAAUCAAAGCAGCUAUUGCUACACCAGUAGACUUAAAAUACAGUAGUGAAUCAAAAUACCCUAGAAUGUAAUGGAACCACUACCUUAAGUACAUUUCCAAAACAAAUGUUCCGCCUAUUUGUUGUACACUCGAUGGAGAUUUUUCUUGUAGAGGAUGAGUGAGGUUAGUGUGGCCUCACUCAGCACUUCUGAGCAAGGCGAUAGGCUGCAGAGGGACUGCAGAUCCACAGCUUGCUGGACUCUGCAUUGCCAGACUCUGCAGAUGAGGUUAGGUAGCUCUACAGCCUUACUGGAUAAUAAAAGCCUGAUGGAAGUCAAGAAGCUUAACUGUAACCCUCAGUAAUCACUUAAGUGUGCUUUAGAUAAAUCUAUAUAUUAGCUUGUUUCAGAAAUGUUGCUGAACACUGAAUUAUGUUCAUCAGCUUGUAGCAUAACCAACCUGUCUAUUCUUGAUCUGAACUCUUGAUGAACUAUGUUUGCUAUAGUUGCACUAUUAGACAAGAAUAACAUAUUUAUAUGCACUAUACAGAGUUGUUUGUGCAUGUAUGAGGGCUGUCAAUGUACACAGAAGAACUACAAAGAGGAAUGAAACCUUUCUGGGAGGAAAUGAAGUGCUUACAUUAUUGAUGGCUAUAAUUAAUUAAGCACUGGGGAUCAUUGACAGGUUCUGUUAAUCUUCUGGACUGGAAACGCUCUACUUCCUCCAUUUCAGGUGGCAUCAGCAUUGUAAAAGCUAGGGAGGAACGGAAGGUACUCCCUCAGGAAAGGAUUCAAAUGAACUUCCUGAUUUAAAGGGAGGAGAAGAUGUAAAUCUGAACAAAGAUCCAGGGAAAGAUUAAAUGUAAAGCCUACAUGUUUCCUCCAUUGUCUAUUUUCUAUUUUGAAGGCAAAUCUUGGGGUGGACAUGUUUGCAUAAGAUCUGGUGCUCUCAUCUUGAGGCAAGUAAGAAUGCCAACAGCAUAACAGAAGGAUGAUACAUAAAAGAAAUACACAGAUGAUGCACAGAGGAUGGAGAGACUUUUAAAGUCUAGACAGGUGGAAAUAGAAUUUUCCUUUUGUUUCUGCUCAUCUGACACUAGUGCCACUGUAUCUGCCAUACCCACCACAUAUGCACGUACUUAAUUUCUACUUCAAGAGAUGUCUGCUGUUCAGAGUGAUUUUGAAGUAACUCGGUCAAGUAAGAUUUUCUUUCUUAGAGGUAGGAUGAGCCUUUAAAUAGAGGUACAGUUCUCUAGGGUAUGCAAGUAAGAGCUCCCUCCAGGCUAAUCAAACAUGGAUGAAUUUUCCAGUGAUCAGCAAAUCCAGGCACUCCUUGUCAUUUAAGAGGCUGAGUGGUUUGCCCAAUCCUCAUGAGUUUCCAAUAUAGUGUUAUUAUUCUUUGGGUUUCUUUUUCAGCCUGUCUCUUGAAGCUCAUUUUUAUUUCUGAAAUUUGUCUUCAGAUUUCAAAACCACCAAUUAUUAGUUUUCCUUUCCUGCUUCCUUCCCCUCAGGUUUCAAUAACAAGAACCAUUCUGGCAGAACAUGCAGCAUUGUAGCCUGGGUGUUCCUGACACCUACAUCCGGAUGUCACUCACCAUAGGUACUACUUCCAAUUAGACAUCAAAAAAAGCAUUCAGCUGUUUAGUGCUCCCUGGAAGUAGUGCCACACAGGCAGCACAUUAUGCAUUUUUAUAGUGUUUUUGAGAGCGAGGAAGUUGGAACUGCAUGGUCUUUGAGGUGCCUUUCAACCCAAGCUGUCCUAUGCUUCUAUGAUUCUAUGAUUUAUUUUCUAUACAAAUGAUACCCUAACUGUCUCAAAGUGUAAUUUUGUGCAUGACCUCAAUGGCUGACCCUCCCAGAAUCAUGUAAGGAAAAAAGAUUUCAGAGAAAUCGUGCUAGAUAAGGCAGUCAGAUAACCAGCUUCAGGGCAUUAGGCAAAGACAGUUCUCCAGUUAUAUAUCCCUUCAAGAGCUGGCUUCCUGAAAAUGUUGCAGGAAGUCUUUUUACUGUUGAAAAAAAAAAAAAAAGACAUUUAAUUGCUAGUUUUGAGAGUUUUUUCCAUAAGAUCUUUUUCUUUUUUGACAUUAAAAUAACCAGUCAAAAUCCAGACUUGAUAAUUUAGAGGUUAAAAUACUCUACAAGAUGAGUGGAAACCAGACUCAAAUUAUAUAGCACAGGUCUUGUAUUCAAUCAGUCUCCUUCUAAGUGAACAUUCUCUCUCCAGAUAGAGGAGCUUCUUUUAGACAGGUAUCCACCUAUGACUUUGGGUUUAGUCUCAGUGUCAAGCAAAGUCCCUUACCUUUUCUUCAACACAAGAUGCGGAAGAGCGAUGCAAUAUUUAUUAAAAAAAAUUCAAGAACAUAUUUGAUUUCUAAAGGUUACAUUUGACAUCUUAGCUGAGGACAUUUUUUCUCCCAAAUUCCCUCUGGCAGACUUGAAGAAAAAAAUGAAUUGCUCAGAGAUCUUGGGAAUAUCUUCACAUGGACAUGUAAUAUUACAUUAUACAACUUGCACUACCUGACAGACCUUCCUUACAGUUAGUUAUUGUAGGAAGAAGGAGAAUUUGGGCUGUGAAUGGUUUAGAUGGGCAAUUCACUUUUCCAUGGGUAAGAGUAUAUUCAAAGCAAAAGCUGUAGGUAGACACCUAAGGCUGUAACUAAAUUAAUACCAUCAAGAGCAUUGUUUGAUAUUUCUGAACACACACAGCCCAUAACUCAACAACAUGCAAGCAAUCUAAAACUCUGUCUUUCUUGGGUAGCACUUUUAGAGGCCUUCAUUGUCAUUAGCCAAAGUAUUUUUUAACUAGACCCACUGGUUCAAAGAGCUGGGGUAAUCAGAAACACCUCUAUUUUAACAACACACAUGAGAUGUCAUCAUAUACUAUUAUCUCAAGGUAGGGAGAAGAAAGUAAAAAAAACAUAAUGGAGAAGUUAUUUCUAACUUGCUGAAGGCAAAUUAGUCUACAGCAUGUAUUUUUGUCCAGGCUUGUAGCUAUCUGUGCAAGCUGAAAUAAAUGCUUAUGGGUGGAAUCACUGACUUCUUUCAAGGUGCAUUUUAUGCUGAAAGAAAAGUUCAUCCUUUUUGAAUUGUACAGUUAUUACUUGGAGAAGAUGAUUAGUAUAGAAAAUAGUAACAACACUAUCAUAAUGCUAUCCUAACAGGGAGAUAUCCUCAUAGAGGAUUAUUUCCCAAUAGUGACCUUACUCCUGGAUUCAAAAGAAGAAGUUGUGAAACUGCCAGGUAUUUUGUCAUACUUGUGAAUUAUGCAGCUGGUAAGGUAAAACUUUGAUGUUGAUUGGAAUACUUGACUUUCCGGUACCUGCCUAAUAUUGCGAUUAUACUUUUGUGUUUGAUCAAAAUAAGGAAUCUGCAUUAAAGAGCUAUACCAAGUAACUCCCAGCUAGAUUAAAAAAAAUACAUCAGAUGUUUUCUCAGGGCUAUAGUACUUAGAAAGUAAGCCCCACUCCAAGUUUAGCUUUUGUCAUAAGAACAACUGUAAUGAUCUAUUUUACAUAAUAUUUGAAGAGGCAAGUUCAAACUUUCUGCACUGAAUUUCAACAUAGCUGCAAUCUUGCAGUUAAGAAAUUAUUAGCUCUUCAUUGAGGUGCUUUUAAGUGAAUCCCUGGCACUUAAUUAUAAAAUCACUACUGACACAAUAUGCAUAAGCAGCAGUAAAAACAACCCCUCCCUAGUAUUCCAUUGGCUGGAAACUCGUUAGGCUUGAUGGGUAGGCAUUCUAGUCAAAGGGGAUUUCAAAGCAAAUAAAUAGCAGGUUCUUUUAGCCAGUCAGAAGUAGAUUUCCACCUGUCUGAAACUUCUACUGGAGAGAGCUGCUUCUGAAAAAAAAUCAACAUCUUACCGUAUGAGGAAACAACGGGAGAAAGUAUUCUCUCCCAUGCUUCGUACUUCUUCUGUGAAAGAGUGAUUUUGGAAGACUUCCUAGGCUCGGGGUGCCUUUUUCAGAAGAAGCAUGGCUUGCUGUGCCUUACAAAUCAUUGGUCUAAUAUUUGGAGGUGUGGGCAUGGUCGGGACUUUGGCAGCUACAGCUAUGCCACAAUGGAGAGUUUCUGCCCACAUUGACAGUAACAUCGUGGUGUUUGAGACUAUCUGGGAAGGACUGUGGAUGGACUGCAUCAGCCAGAUGGGCAUCAGGCUACAGUGCAAGUUUUACGACUCUAUCCUGGCUCUUCCCCCACCCUUAGAGGCAUUCAGAGCCCUCAUGUGCAUUGCAGUGCUCCUGUCGAUCAUUGCCUUUUUGAUGGCCAUUGUUGGUGUGAAGUACACUCACAGGACCAAGGAGGAUCCCCAGGGCAUCAGUAUCUUCAUGUUGGCAGCUGGAGUUGCCUUUCUUGUGACAGGUGUCCUUGUUCUGAUCCCUGUGUCCUGGACUGGUGGCAGCAUCGUUCAUGACUUCUAUGAUGCAAAAGUCCCUACACCACUGAAACGAGAACUAGGAGCUGCUCUCUACGUGGGCUGGGUGAGCGCUGCACUUCUCAUCACUGCGGGAACAAUGUACUGUAGCUUUUGGUGCUGGGCUGCUACAUCCCCAAAAUCUAGAUAUCCUUCACUUCCUCGUCACAGAUUGCACAAACCUAACACAGCAGGAGGGCCAUUGCUAAGCAUGCAGGCAUACGUGUAGUGGCUGCAUGGAAUCUUUCUGCUUAGUAUGUUGAUACGUCCCGAUUGACAUCAGUGCCAAAUUGAACUGUGAGUCUAUAUUAGAUGAACAAUUUUUCAUUUGCUAUUUACUACUGACACACUUACUUGCUCUCUAACAUGCUUGUAGGAGAUGUUAUUACAUGGACGUUAUGUUAGACCUCAGAAGAAAAAUCUCACCAUUUUGUGGGAAAGAAAACUAGCAUGGAAAUGGCAGCUGCCAGGAGAACCUCGUAGAAGGCUACCAGUAUGGUUGGGCUGGAAGGCAGGCAGCUACUGUACAACAGUACCAUUGCCCUCCCCUAAACCCCUGGCAGGCAAAGGGAGCAGUGCAUUUUACUCUAAUGUAAAGACUUUGUAAGGACUGAUCUAGGACAGUGAUGAGAAGCAUGGAUUUAGCAGCAUGAUGGAAAAAUGGAGAAGCCCCCAAUAAUCUUAUUUUCAGUAUUAGCAAACAAAUCUUCACUUUCCCCUGUCAGAGACUUUUGAUUGACUGUGGGUUUCACAGAUGCUUGUGGAGUUGAUGUAUCCUUCUUAGAUCUUCUGCAGGGCACAGAAUUCAUCUCAUGGAAUAAUAAAUUUUAUAUUUACUUCACCAGACUUUGUCAUGAAUGUAUUAACUUUCCGUUGCCUGGUAUGUCCCAUCUUUAAAGGGUUCUUCUAUAAAAUUCAGGACAGACUAUCUGUCUUUAUGCACUUUAAAACACCGUGGUUAUGUCAAGUAUAAUUAAAGAAGCCAAGCAAAUGUAAAUGUGCAAUCCCCACUUGCUUGUUUGAGGAUCAAGAGUUCCUGCCUACAUCUUAUAUCAUGCCCACAAAAACCAAGUCCUAAUGUUGUUCUGACUGCUUUGUGUUUACAAGACUUAUUUUAAAGUGUGAACUGAGUAAUCUGAUUCCUAUCUGUCCAUUGUGCAGAAUCCAAUAGUAUUUUCAGUUGUGCUUUUUCGCAGAUGAAAACUUGGAACCUGCUUUUCAAAGCGGGCAUGUCACAAUACUGAUAAGUGACCAAAGAAGUUCCAUUUAAAAACAAAUUUUCUUGUUCUUCACACAGUAGCAAAGGAUGGCACCAUUUCAUGGAUUAUUUCAUGACACAGUUUGAUCCUUUCCUAUGUCUUUGACUGAUAUCUGAAAACAGAGUUUAAUGACUUUUCAAGUUGUGCAGAGCAAUGCCUCUAUAUAUUCAUUUGAUGGUUCAAUUUGAAGAACAUGGAAAGCUAUAUUUAAUUUAAAAAGCCUUUUAUUAACUUGACUUCAGAUGAACCUAAAUGAAACCAUGCCGCCAAACAUGGAUGUGUAUUACAUAUGUUAGCCAGUGCUCAUUUACACUUAAGACAGCCUGCUCAGAUCUUUUAGUGGGAAUUUCUUGCUACCAGGAAAGAGGUUUAAAGUGCCCUGCUCAUCUCUUGAGAAGUCAAAUUAGCACUUAUUAAUUCCAGAUGAGUCUUUAAGGUGACAUUUCUGCGUAGAUUUUCUAGUACUAAAAUAUAUUUUUUAUGUUGUCUGAUGGCUGGUGCCACCAUAUGUGUGGUGUACGCAGUAUCUUUAACAACAGCUCUCAUUGGACCAGACAGUUCUUUCAGUGGAAUUGUUUUCUACAAUUUGGUUAUAAUUUAUACUUCCCUGAAGACCUUUGUCUAUUAUUUUAUUUUCUUUUUAUCUUAUAAUAUGCAUUUUUAAAAAAAUAAAUAUUUGAUUAGUAAGCCAGAACUGCAGUUUUUGGAUUGAUUUAGAUAUGACAUUUGUGAUUAACCCAGCAGAGGAUGAAGACAUUUGCAAUGCAAAUUUGAUUCAUAUUUAUGUGUAGGUAAUGGAUUUAAAUAAUGAUGUAUGCAAUGUAAUGCAACUUUAUGUAGAUACAAGUGCUUAAGAAGUAAUUAAGUGCAGCUUUCUAUAACAUUAAUUAAGGGAUCCUGAAUGCUUUACUAUCAGAAGGUUGAUCUGGAAAUCAAAUUUGAACUGGGUGUGUCAUUUACAGCAUUAACUUUAUUUUCAAAGAGUUUAAAGGUAAAACUGCUUUAUUCGAGUAGUUUGGACUGAUUUCAAAAAAACCUAAGCUUUUCACAUCUAACAUCAACAUUCAGUAGUUGCAUAUUACUCCAUCCUCCUCUUUUACCAGUUGACCUGAAGAUGAGUUCAAAAUCUCUUGUCUCAGACAACAGUGUGCUUGUGUGGACAUUUGGAAUCCAAUCCUGAUUUCAACUGUACAGCUAGACUGGGCCGCUGUUUGGAUGAGUGAGGCUUUAUUGACACAAAUUGCAAUUUCCAGUGAUGUGAUUUAGUGCCUUACACUCACCCACAUAUGUUUAAGAGCCUGUGGCACUAAAAUUUGAUGCAGGAAUGAAUUGAUCAGUAGUGAAUCUGCAAGAGAUUAAUGCUGCAUUCAACCUUCUGCCUUUGAGCAGAAUAGAAAUUCCUUUUUAGGGGACGAUGGUGUGGGGAACCCCAUAAAGAUGAUUACUGGAUAUUUUACCUCUGUAUGUGAGGUACACAUGAGGCUGAGUAAACUCAGUGGGUGCAUUUGCACCUAUUAAGGGAGAUGCCAUUUUAAUUCUUCCUUUUCCCCUGUUCAAAACCUGUGAUACUCAGAAGUAGUUGGAAGCUGCAGAUUGGAGGUGUGAGAAUGAAAAGAAAGUUCUAAAGUUUUUAACAACAACAACAAAAAUGUGGGUGAGCUUUGAAAACAAACUGCUGCUCUUCCUGUGUUGUCUGAGGGUAUCAGUCAGGAAGAGCUUGGCUGGAGAGGAGUGAUGGAGGCGCCUACACAGGUCUCUAGAGCCCAAGGUGGCAUGUUUUGGCCUCUGAUUGCUCCUCCAGAAGAACUUCUGUCCCUUCUGGAUUAUAUCCAGCCAGACCUGACCUCAGGUACCCUCAAGUGUCUAAGGAAACACUUGGUGCUUGUUUAGAUGACUAAACCUCUUCUUCCUGAGUGAUGUGAAUGAGGGACGAGAUGCUCAGAAACACUUCUAAUGCAGUGAAGUCAUUUAAGAACAGGGCCACCUCUUCACUCCAUGGUGCAGGAGAGCCAUGGAAACAGAGCAGUGGUUGGUUACACCCCGUCUGUUGGAGGACCAAGAGGAAGCAGGGCACAAAUAAUGGCUAUUGACUGGAAUUUUCAGGCCUAGCAUGUGAGUGUCAUUUGCUAUGGACAGAUCAGGUGUUUAUGUGCUGGAGCUCUACUUCCAUUAAGGAGUGGAGGCAGUAAACUUGCUUCAGUGAUACUAUGUUCACAUUCUUUUAGGCACAACUGUCAGAAACUUCAGGCCUGAUGUAUUUGUUAAUAACAGCUAAUUAGAUAUUGAGCUUAAAUAUCUACUUUAGUAUCCUGAUGCUAUCAUCUACUUUAAUAUUUCGAGAUUGCAAGGCAAAAUUGCUUUGGAAAUAUAAGUGAAUUACUGAGAUUUUGCUAUGUAUUUGAAAUAAAUGUAUGAACCCUUAA